AUGGAGAGCCACCGAAUCCCGGACACAGCAAUAACAGCUUCUUCUGAGCGAAUCUAUUAUCUCCGAGCAUCGCAGGGCAGACUGCACAUGCGCUCUUUCUUUCCUUGGUUACCAGCAGGCUGGUCAGCGGCUGUCUCUAACAGAAAGCAGUGGCUUGAGAUCAACCUGGCUGUGAAAACAAGAGUGACAGGAAUCGCCACACAAGGACUGAGCAGCAGGUGGUCACCUGACCAAUGGGUUACUAGUUACCAGGUUUCUUAUAAAGAUGAAGUUAGCAACCAGCGGACGUUUUAUGGGCAACGAGGGCAGGUGAAGGUAUUUCUUGGCAACACGAAUGCGGACACUGUCGUUAUGAACCAGGUUGACCCCGCUUUUGUAGCUGUUCAUGUCAGACUUCAUCCUCAAACGUGGCACCGUUGGAUCUCUAUGAGAGUGGAGCUGUUUGGCUGCCCAGCUAACUCUUCCCCAGUCUCCUCGUGUUUUCUGGCUGUUGGUCUGGAAGACAAACGGAUACCUGACUUGGCUUUCUCAGCGUCAUCGACUCUAACUCGAGCACACUCUCCAUCACGUGCUCGACUCCACAUUCAAGUAAGAAACCAGCAGGCGGCAGGCUGGACUCCAAGACUAGACGACCGCACACCAUGGUUACAAGUAGUCCUGGGAACGAAGAUGAUAAUAGCUGGAAUUGGGACCCAGGGCGGACGCUACUUCUGGUGGUCUAUGGGUGGCUGGGUUCUUAAGUUCAAAGUGUCCUUUAAGAUCAGCGGUGAAGGGUGGCAAAUUUAUGGAAAGAAUACUUUAGAGGAGGAGCUGGUUGGUAACAGUGAUGUCAACUCGCUCGUGAUCAACAAAUUUUCUCAACCGUUCGUAGCUCGCUUUGUUCGCAUCUAUCCCAUCUCACAGACAACAUUUGGGUAUUUAAGACUGGAAUUUUACGGCUGCACAGGUAAAGAUGACUGUUCUAGUUCCCCAUGUAAAAACAAUGCCACGUGCACAGAUCACGUGAACAGUUAUAGCUGUAUCUGCGUAACCGGAUUUACUGGAAAGACUUGUGAAACAGAAAUCGACGAAUGUUCAAGUUCACCUUGUCAAAACAGCGGAUCAUGCCGCGACCACUUGAAUGGAUACAGCUGUUUAUGCCGCACAGGUUUUACGGGGAGGAACUGUGAAUCAGAUAUCGAUGAAUGUUCCAGUUCUCCUUGUCAGAACAGUGGAUCAUGUGUUGAUCGCGUGAAUGGCUUUAGUUGCGCGUGCUCCUCGGGAUUCACUGGGAAGACCUGUGAAACAGGUUAG
Molecule: messenger RNA, 1293 nt
Organism: Orbicella faveolata
Lineage: Eukaryota; Metazoa; Cnidaria; Anthozoa; Scleractinia; Merulinidae
Product: lactadherin-like
Source: RefSeq, a predicted model, not a curated record